AUGGCAACCCUUCACUUUCUCAAGCAAGCCCUCAGGGAGAGGGUUUUCAAAGUAUCAGGGCAGCCAUUAUCCGAUACGCAGUACACCGAUGGCUUUGAGAUCAUAAUAAAAGGCUCAGGUGGGAUAUACAAAGAACUCAUUAUUCCUCAACUGUCUCACUUAUUUGCUCAACUGGACACCCAGAUCUCAUUUCUUGAAAUCGGGCCAGGUCCCAAGAGCAUACUUGGGUGCCUUCCCAAGCAACAGAGACGGAUCAUCAAGAAAUAUACUGCAUUCGAGCCUAACAGCCUGCAUGCUGCAAAACUCGAAGACUGGCUUGGUCAAGCCUCGGAGGGCGAACUUCCGCUCCCCUGCCUCGAAGAUGGACACGAUGUUCGUCAAAGUCCAUUCCCAGGGGCCAGCAGCAUGAGUGAAGGCGAAACCUUUAACGUCAUCCUAUUCUGUCACAGUCUAUACGGCAUGGGACCUAAACGUGAUAUUAUUAAACGGGCACUCGAAAUGCUUGUUGAUCGACCUGGGCCUGGAAUAGUUGUGGUAUUCCAUCGGGACCAUACCUUACAGCUUGACGGACUAGUGAGCCAUCACAGUGCUUCUCUCCCAACCGGGACAAUCACAGUUCCCGAUGAGGACGGAACGCUGGACUCGUUUGCUUCUUUUAUCGCAGGGUUUGUUAUAACCCAGAAGGCUCUUCAGGCCGAAUGGCGCGCGGUAUGCCGGGCCUUGAGCCAUCGUGGCCAAACGGGCUAUCUAUUAUUUCGCUCCCCCGAGGCCAUGAUAUCCUUUAUAAAGCGCGCUGACACGCUACCGGAGCUCGCAGCGCAGGUGCCUUUGCUGAGCGGGCACAGAAUGGUUAAAAACAGGGAGGCCCGCCUUCACUGUCCUGCCGCGGUUGUUCUACCGACAGAAGUAGAACACGUCCAGCAAUGUGUUCGGUGGGCUUUAAAGCAAAGGGUCAGCCUGACAGUCAUUGGUGGAGGUCACAGCGGCCACUGCUUAUGGGCCAAUGUUGUUUCGAUCGACAUGGCCGCUUUUAAUCGGAUACACGUGCACGCAGUGAAAGAACUUGAGUUGGGAUUUGACUCCGACCUUAGCCCAUGUAUUGUCGCUGGGACUGGUUGCAAAACCGAAGAUAUCAUCCGCAGCGCCAUGGCCGUAGGCCUUACAGUGCCAUUGGGGUCCCGCCCUAGUGUAGGGGCCGGGCUAUGGCUCCAAGGCGGUAUUGGGCACCAGGCUAGGCUGUACGGACUUACGUGCGACGCUAUCAUUGGUGCGGUCAUAGUCAGCGUCAAAACCGGUCAGAUCCUUGGCAUAGGCCAUGUACCAAGCGAGCACUGGCCCCCGGACGCGGUGCGCCCGAAGGACGAGACCGACCUCCUAUGGGCGCUCAAAGGCGCCGGAACCAAUAUCGGCAUUGUGAUCAGUGUUACUUUCAGGGCGUUUCCUGCUCAGUCACAUUUAGUUCGAAACUGGGUCAUCCCGAUCAACAGCCCUCUGGAAGCGCAAAAUAGGCUCAGCCGUCUUGAUUACCUCACCAGCAAGCUACCCCGCCACUGCUCUGCGGAUGCCUACCUUCACUGGGACAACGGCGAGCUACAGCUCGGCGUAACGGUCUUUGAGACACUCACCGCCGAAUCAAGUCUAUCCAUGCCACUUUGCCUGUUCGAUGAUUUGGGGCCGCCGGAUAGCUCCCAGACCGUGAAUGGCGUUGGUCUAUUCGAUUGCGAAAUGUACAUGUCCGGGAUAUGCGGCGGGCACGGCAAGGGUAAAACUUCCUCCUUUAAACGUUGUGUAUUCUUAAAAAACAUCGGCAAAGAGAACAUUGCUGGCAUUUUGGUGGCGGCUAUUAAAGCUUGCCCCUUGCCGCUUUGCUAUCUUCACCUGCUGCAGGGUGGUGGGGCAGUCAGGGAUGUCUCAAUUGGUGCCACGGCUUUCGGUUGUCGAGACUGGGACUACGCCUGUGUCAUAACCGGCGUUUGGCCUCGAGAUCAAGAUAUGACAGAUAUUUCUUACAGAACUGUCCAAUGGGUAUACGACGUUGCAAGAGAUUUGUUGCCCUUCAGUAACGGCAUCUACGGCGCAGACCUCGGGCCAGACCCAAGGGACGCCUGCCUGGCGACCAAAGCGUUCGGGCCGAACGGGCCGCGCCUAGCGGCUGUUAAGCAAGGCCAUGACCCACAUGGCGUGCUGGUUUACGCCUGCCCAGUCCCAAAAAUUCCGACGACUGUCAUUCUUGUUACAGGCCCAAAUUGCAGCGGAAAGGACUAUUGCGCCAGCAUCUGGGCAUCAUCGAUUAACGCAAAUGCCAACAAAGGCAUCACGUUCACGGCCCGGGUAGCCAGCAUCAGCGAUGCGACCAAGAGGGCGUACGCCGUAGCCACUGGGUCCGAUUUGGAUCGCUUGUUACAGGACCGUGCCUACAAAGAGCAGCACCGGAUGGACUUGACAGAUUUCUAUCUGGGCCAGGUCAAGUGUCGACCUCAACUUCCAGAGGAGCAUUUUUUAAGCGUUGUAGGCGGUAUGGUGGAUACAGACGUGCUUUUCGUUACUGGAAUGAGGGAUGAAGCUCCAGUCGCUGUCUUUUCGCGACUAGUGCCAUAUACGCGCUUGAUCGAGGUUAACAUCGCGGCUGAUGAAGGGAUGUGGCGAGCUGGCCAAGGCUCCUCCUCCAAUGACCGUCUUCAUGACAGCGAUAGACAAUCGGAAACUGCGAAUGUGACGUCUAAUGCGACCGCCUUGGACUACCAGCCCAAUUUUGUCUUCCAAAAUAAUGUGAGAGGUAGCGGAGCGGCAGAAAAAUUUGCCGAGCGCUGGUUGGCUCCCUUCUUUCAUGCAGAUCUUCAACGGCUAGCCGACAUGAUACGCUUAGUACCCGACUUUCCGCGUUCAGGCGUUGAUUUUCGUCAUGUGCUGAACAUCGCCCAGCAGCGAGGCGGAUUGAAGCUGUGCGUAUCCUUACUCCAGACUCAUUUCACUGGCGACUGGUCCAAAGUUGAUUCUAUAGCGUGUUGCCAGGCUGCCGGAUUUGUCAUUGGAUCGGCGCUGUCAAUGCAGGUUAAUAUACCAUUGGUGCUGAUUCGCGAGCGCGGAAAGCUUCCACCACCUACUGCUUCCGUCCUCAACCCCGGGUCCCAUAUCUCGUCCGUGGGAUCACAUGACGGGGACGGGAAGUUACUAGAAUUAGAAGAGAGACUACUCUCUAGAGACGCCUCCGUCGUGAUUCUGGACGAUGUGCUUGCUAGCGGGCGCACUCUUUACGCAGUGCUGCAGUUACUGAAUCAAGUUGGAAUCAUUUUGGAGAAGAUCCACGUGAUUGUGGUUGCUGAGUUUCCUGCACAUGGUGGCCGGGGUUUCCUGCGCGAGCAGGGUUUUGGAAGAGUUAAUAUCCAGAGCCUUCUGGUCCUGGGAGGGAUUUAG
Molecule: messenger RNA, 3414 nt
Organism: Aspergillus calidoustus
Lineage: Eukaryota; Fungi; Ascomycota; Eurotiomycetes; Eurotiales; Aspergillaceae
Source: the annotation of a GenBank genome assembly